AAGAAGAAUAGAAGAUGAAUGAAUACUGUGUGUGUCUGUGAAAAGAGACGCAAAGAGUCGAUAGAGAGGAGGGGAGAGAGAGAGGGUUCCGCCGUUAAAAAUGGCGGGGAGAGUACAGUUCUCUGUACAAAACAGCCUUUCGUUGUUCUCAUCAUCAACCUUAUACUAUUCCAGAGGGGCACAUAAUCUGAAGAAUCAACUCCAUUUUCGUCAAAACCUGUUCGCGUCUUCCUCCAAACGAGCUCUGUACUGCACUUGCAGAACAACCAGUAAUAAUCUCCCAAACGACGCAACUCAGCAGCUCGGAAAAAGCUCUGAACCAUUUGUCCUCACAACUCCGCUUUAUUACGUAAAUGCCCCUCCUCACAUGGGCAGUGCCUACACCACCAUCGCCGCCGACGCCAUUGCCAGAUUUCAGAGACUUUUAGGAAAGAAAGUUAUAUUCAUUACUGGCACAGAUGAGCAUGGGGAGAAGAUUGCCACUGCUGCUGCUACCCGUGAUUCCAGCCCAAGUGAACAUUGUGAUGUCAUCUCCCAAAGUUACAAGACGCUUUGGAAAGAGUUAGACAUAGCUUAUGAUAAGUUCAUUCGGACUACUGAUCCCAAACAUGAAGCCAUUGUGAAGGAGUUUUACUCUAGGGUUCUUGCCAAUGGCGACAUUUACCGCGCUGACUAUGAGGGGCUUUAUUGUGUCAAUUGUGAGGAGUACAAGGAUGAGAAAGAAUUGCUUGAUAACAACUGUUGCCCCAUGCAUCUAAAGCCAUGUGUCCCAAGGAAAGAGGACAAUUACUUUUUUGCCCUUUCAAAAUAUCAAAAGCGCUUGGAAGAGACUUUGACACAAAAUCCAGAUUUUGUGCAGCCUUCUUUUCGUUUAAAUGAGGUACAAAGUUGGAUAAGAAGCGGACUGAGAGAUUUCUCUAUAUCUCGUGCAUCAGUGGAUUGGGGUAUUGCAGUUCCCAGUGACUCCAAGCAGACUAUAUAUGUAUGGUUUGAUGCUUUACUGGGUUACAUAUCUGCACUGUCAGAGGAGAAAGAACAACCUGAUUUACAAACUGCAGUUUCUUCAGGUUGGCCAGCCUCAGUACACUUAAUUGGCAAGGAUAUAUUGCGAUUUCAUGCAGUUUACUGGCCAGCUAUGUUAAUGUCAGCCGGACUAAGCCUGCCUAAGAUGGUGUUUGGCCAUGGAUUCUUGACGAAGGAUGGCAUGAAGAUGGGGAAGUCACUGGGCAAUACGAUUGAACCGAAUGAUUUGGUGCACAGAUUUGGGCCUGAUGCUGUUAGGUACUUCUUCAUUAGGGAGGUGGAAUUUGGUAAUGAUGGGGACUACUCAGAGGACCGUUUCGUCAAUAUGGUCAAUGCACAUCUUGCCAAUACAAUUGGGAAUCUUUUGAACCGUACACUCGGACUUCUGAAAAAGAAUUGCCAAUCAACUUUGGCAGUGGAUUCGGCCAUUGCAGCUGAAGGAAAUGCAUUCAAGGACACUGUGGAGAAGCUGGUUGAGAAGGCUCGGGUUAAUUAUGAAAAUCUCUCACUAUCGUCAGCAUGUGAGGCUGUGCUAGAGAUUGGGAAUGCUGGGAAUUUAUACAUGGAUGAACGUGCGCCAUGGUCUCUUUUUAAGCAAGGGGGUGCUGCUUCUGAAGCUGCAGCAAAGGACCUUGUAAUUAUAUUGGAAGCAAUGAGGAUUAUAGCAAUUGCUUUAUUCCCAAUCACACCAAGCUUAUGUCCGAGAAUAUAUUCCCAGCUUGGCUACUCAGAGGAACAAUUCAAUACCAUUACUUGGAAUGAUACCAAAUGGGGUGGUCUAAAGGGUGGUCAGGUCAUGGCUCAACCAAAGCCUGUCUUUGCACGGAUUGAGGACCAAACAGAAGCAAAAGAUGGGGGUGAAACGAAAAAAGUCAGUAAAAAGAAGGAAAGAAUACCCAAGAGUCGAGUGGUAGCAGAAGCCUAGAAAUCUGGUCGCAGUCCAACACACAUACUUUUUACUUCAUAUCAUUUUAUGCAACUGAAUUGUUUUGUUAAUCUUCUUUGAUGGACAUUUCAUUCAAUUAUUGUUUUCUAUUUAGUUUCAUGUUAUGGGAAUUAUGAUGGUUCUGUAUCGUCAAUAAUGUUCAAAUAAACAGCUCUUUUCAA
Molecule: messenger RNA, 2130 nt
Organism: Cornus florida
Lineage: Eukaryota; Viridiplantae; Streptophyta; Magnoliopsida; Cornales; Cornaceae
Product: methionine--tRNA ligase, chloroplastic/mitochondrial
Exons: 12
Coding region: 101-1948 (615 amino acids)
Biological process (GO): methionyl-tRNA aminoacylation
Cellular component (GO): chloroplast stroma; mitochondrion
Molecular function (GO): ATP binding; methionine-tRNA ligase activity
Source: RefSeq, a predicted model, not a curated record